AUGUUUGAACUAGACAUGCAAGGGGUAAGCGGUGAUGCCGAUUCGGAAAUCAUAUAAGGCGCGUGCGUUCUACAUCUCAGCGGGCCUCCUCGCAGAAAACCCGCAUUUCUUGUCUGUAGGCCCUCUAGACAAGAAAUGCGCAUUUUCUGUCUAAAAUAGAGACAAAAUUUGCAAAACUUGUCUGAGAUAACAGACAAAAGGCCUGGCUGUUAGCCUGGACGAAAACCUGAAAAUGUUGUCUGGACUCCAGACAAGAAACGAGGAAUCCUGUCUGGUAGUCAGACAAACUUUUUUGUCUGACAGAAACGGAAAAUCCCGUAAAAAUCUUUAUCCACAAAAAGUUUCCAUUCUCCUCUCCGUGGAGUUGCAUUUCACAGCCCAGGUUCUACGACGGAACUUGUCCGAACGACGAAAUCCAAGGCCAACGACCGUCGUCGCUGACCCCGAUCACGGUGAAGGACAUGCUUCGCCUUGGAACCUCGGCGUUCCUUGAGACUGUUAUCGUUUCUGGCCGAAAGGCCGAACUCCAACAAAUUCGAAAAAAACAUUGCCCGUACAAGCAAAGAAAAUUUUCUCGCUCAGAAAAGAAAUGGGUUCCUCUCAUGAGCGAGAAACCCAGAGCCGAGAAACGCAGAGAAAAAAACAAAAACGCACGCAAAAAGCGUGAGUGAGAGGGCACUUUUGAACGCGAUUUUUUCUCUGCGUUUCUCGCUCAUGAGAGGAACCCAUUUCUUUUCUGAGCGAGAAAGUUUCCUUUCGUCAAUCGAGCAAAGUGUCCUUCGAAUUUGUUGGUCUUCGGCCUUUCGGCCAGAAACGAAAACAGUCUCACGGAACGCCAAAGUUCCAAGGCGAAGCAUGUCCUUCACCGUGAUCGGGGUCAGCGACGACGGUCGUUUGCCUUGGGUUUCGGUGUUCUGACAGCUGCGCCGAAGAACUCGUGGUCUGACGUGCAACAAGGUAGUCCCAGGAAAGAAGCGCGAUGAAAAGUUUUUUGUAGACGAAAGUUUUCUUGUCUGGCUACCAGACAGGAUUUCGCAUUUCUUGUCUGAAGUCCAGACAAAAAAAUUGUCUGCUUCCCAGACAACUUUUGCCUACUUCUUGUCUGGCUUUGGACAAGAAUCGCCAAUUCUCGUCUGGACCGAAAAUAAUUUGGACGGAAAACUGCAAUUCUUGUCUAGAGGGCCCACAGACAAGAAAUGCGGGUUUUCUGCGAGGAGGCCCGCUGAGAUGUAG
This is a messenger RNA of Bursaphelenchus xylophilus (pine wood nematode), 1233 nucleotides long. The record is from the annotation of a GenBank genome assembly. Lineage: Eukaryota; Metazoa; Nematoda; Chromadorea; Rhabditida; Aphelenchoididae.